Messenger RNA from Pelodiscus sinensis (Chinese soft-shelled turtle), 9489 nucleotides. Lineage: Eukaryota; Metazoa; Chordata; Testudines; Trionychidae. The record is from RefSeq and is a predicted model, not a curated record.
AGAUCAAAAUGCGGAGGGACUGGGAGGCUCUAAGACAGCCGCAGGCGGCUGGCGCGCAGGAGACCAAGAACACGGUGCUGGCCUGGCCUUCCGUCAGGAGGAGCCAGGCCAUCCUGCGGCUAGGAGAGACCAAUACUCUGGCCCGAAAGAGACCGUCCCAACGGUUCUACCUCCCGCGCAUCUUCCCACUCCCUCUGUUGAAGGGAUUUGUGCACGCUAUCAAAUUGCCAUUGCCACGGAUCAACGUGAACCCAUUCCCACCCGAUCCUGACGUGCCAGCUGCGCAAACCAUGUUCCUCUCCAUGGACCAGAAAGUCCGGAAAUACUUCAUCCCAAAGCUCUCCCUUGCAGACAGCUACCCCUGAAGACAUGGCUGCCCUGGAGGGCCCUGCCUUGGCCUGGAUCAUUAGCAGAGGCCACUGAGUGCAGACUAUGAGCAGGCUCUUCUGGCUCUGUCCAUAAGGAAGUAAAGAAACGAGAUUUUUUUUCUUCUCCCUCCCAAUGUAAAGUAAGCUUGUAUUCUCUGAAAUGGCAACAACUGGCCAAACGCAGGAGGGGGAGCUCAACCGGUGUCACCUACGCAGUAUAGGCCGCAAAGCUUCUGUCUCCGGUGUUGCAGAGAUUAUCCAUUUUUUUAAGGCAGUUACCUUGAUUGGAAGAAACAAAGAUGUUGUGGACUAUUUCAUCAGUUGUCCAGUUUCAGAGAGAAAAGAUUACAUGUCCCGGACUCAUGCCAGAGUGAUUCGAACCACUAAUACUUACAGACUUGUGGAUUCCAGUUUGACGGGCGUUUAUGUCAACGAUGUUAGAAUCUGUGGUUCAGUCAUCUUGCAGGAAGGAGAUACUGUUACCUUCGGACACCCUGCAGGGAAUGAUAUCAAGCCUGGAACACAAGUUCGUCAGCCAAAUUCAGAAUUUUACUUUCUGUUUGAACAUUGUUACUGUGGGAUCGAUCAGCCGCAAAGUGCCUGUAGAGAAAUGAAGAAUUUGCCACCACAGAUUCAGUUACCACUGCUGGCGGCUCCUGAAACCCCACAAAUGUACAAUUCAGUUUUGGAGUUCGAGAAAAAUGUUGGCCUUCCCAUUAUAUCCCAGCUGAUACAGACGUCUCACAUAGUCCCAAGUAGUGGAGCUGAAUCUAAAUCUAGCACAUGCUAUGGUGCUGUGCAGCCUUCUAUGGUCACUGUGAGUCUGCCAUUAACACCAGCUGGUUCGGUGUUGUCUUCAGCUAAAUCUUCUCUGUGUAGAAAUCCCUUUAAUGUGACUUCAAAUAAAUCAGAAAUGCCUCCAGCAUCUACAUCAACUGUUGCAAUACCAGAUACGUCACCUGAUUCUCAGAUUGUACGUUCUGCUUCACCCGAAUAUGUCCAUGGGAAUAGUUCAACAGUUACCGCAGAGCCUUCUCAGCAGAGUGUCUUUGAAAUUGCACAGUCUUGUUCGUUUCAGGAAAACGGUGCAAGGAGAGCAGAACUGGAUAAUUCUGACUUUUUCUGUGUGAAACCAAGUGAAGACCAUGCACACUCAUCAGGAAGCAUGCCACAGUUUUACAGACCAUUCCUGGAUGAGAGACACGCCAGUGGUGAAAUAGAGAGACAACCUCCUGACGCAGUGUGUUAUAAUCUGGAACCUUCACCACCUUUUCCUCGCUCUAGUGAUACCACAGACACAUGUGACAGUAGCCAACAUGGAAGAACAGUUGUCAGAGCUGGUCUUCCCGAUAACAGUCUAGAGCUUUCAGAUCCUUUUCAAAUAGAAACUGGAAGCCACCUUGAUCCCAAGACACUAGCUGCUGUAGCCAGUAAGUCAGUGCUUGGAAGUUGUGCAAACGCUGAUGAUGACGAAGAGCCGAUAGAGAUCGACAUUAUUAGCAGCUCUAAAGAAACAGCUGAACACGAAACUUCUGAGAGUUCAGAAACUGGCAUUCAAGUGCAAGUCAGAGAAGUGAUAAAUGAAGCUGUGAAAAGUGCUCAGGUGCCAUCAGUCAGUGAUUAUGUGGAGAAUUCAAUGGAAAAGGAAAGUUUGACGGAAGAACAGAAUGAGUACGCGUUGGAGCAGCAUCCUGUUGACGUUUGUAUGUAUGGAACGCCACAUGCUGCUGCAGCUGUUAUUGGUGCUGAGACUUGUGAAUACCAUUCAAAGAGAAAGGGCCAUUGUCACGUAAAUCGCCUGUCAGAAUCAGUUACUGUUGAAAAUUGUUUGGAAAACAGUGACUGUGUGACAAUAAACAGAGUCCCAGAAGACAUUGCUCUGGGUAGAGAUCCAGAUAGUGGGUUUCCUGCAAAAGAAGUAGUGAGUCCAAAGAAGCUAGUGAAUGCAGCUGAUGUAGAAGAGCUGGAUUUGCUUCCUGAAACUGUUAUGGCCAUAGACGGAGCUCAGGAAGCAAGCAUGCCAUUUGUGCCAGACUCAGAAUGUCCACAUAGUGUUUGGCAUUCUGAGAUCAAAAACGAGAUCUGCAAAGAUGAGCUGACUUCAGUUCUAAAGGAAAACAGCCUUAUGCCAAAUGAGAAAGCAGUACAAGAAAGUAUUGAUAUUGUAGAAAGGGACAGCUGUCCCUUGGCUGACAGAGAGUUGGAAACUCAGAAGCCUGACACUACUGUAGACAUUCAAGAAGGAGCUGACCCUAACAAUGAUAGAAUCAUGACUAUAUCAAACAGAGAAUUGGGACUACAUAGAGAUCGUGUUUUUGAGGAUAAGAUGCAAAAUGCUUUAGAUCAGGACUACGCGCCUUCAGACACUGGGAUAUUGACCCUAGACUAUGAGGACUCUCAUAACAUUCUGACAACGUGUGCAGCAAAAGAAAUGUCUGCUUGUGAGAGUGCUGUUGGUUCUGCUAAAUCCCAAGAAAAUGAAAAUGACCGUGUCAGCGGAGUCGCCUUAUUCCAGAGCUGUGUUACGGAACAAGUUGUCUCGAGAGCCAGUGGAACAAAGAUUGUCCAGUAUCUGGAUGUGCUUCAUCCAGAAGAGGAGGAAUCAUCAAUGGAUUCUCAUGUGGUAGUGGAUGGGCUUGUAACCAAGAUACUGAAAAACAAUGCAGAGCCCACAGCACCCAAGAACUUGCCCUCAUGUGCACAAUAUAUCUCAGAUUAUCAUGUACAUUCUCCUUCUAAGGACCAUAUCCUAUCUGAAGAUACACACUUGGAAGAUGUAACUUAUGAUUCUUCCUGUAAUUGUGUGCCGUCAUCUUCUGAAUCUUUGCACAGUGAAAUUUCCUCACUCCAACCAUCUCCAAAGGAAGAAGAAACAUGUAAUUCAGAGGCAAUUGUCAAACCUUGGAGUAGAACAGUGGUAGAAAUGAUUUCUCCUGAGUGUCCUUGCAGGUAUGAAGACUCUGGAGCUUUUGCGUCUGCCAAGAGGUCCAUUAGUGAAAAAGUGAACCAAGAAACUAAUAUCCAGCCAUUGUCUCAAAAUGAAACUGAAACAUCUGUGAAACAGAAACCAUGCAAUAAGGCAAGUACUUCUCAUGCCACUCUGUGUAUAGAGUCUGAAGGCUUUCAUUCAGACCAUGAAUGUCCGACUACCUCUGUAGCUACAAAAGGUGUGCCACAGGAGGUUAGUGAUUUUGGUAUCAAUGAUAUACAUGUGGAAAUAAGUGCUUCUGAAGAGGAUGAAAAGCAAGCAAAUAGGAAUGUAACGAUGGGUAGUCAUGUUGGACACGGAGACAAAGAUAAGAGUGAAUCAAAGAUGGAUUCCGUGGAUACAGAAGCGAGGAUAUCUUCAGUUACCGAUUAUAUUGAAGGACCAUGUGCAAAAGUGGGAACUCAAAGUAGGCUAAUAAAUGAGAGAGAAAUAAACUUACUGCCUACAGAGACUGCUGUAAGUGGAAACAAAAAUAGUGUGUCAAAGAAUAGUAUCUGUGAGGAGGAAGUAAACGUGUCAAUGGAUAUUAAUUUGAAUAGUCAACAGUUUUCAGAGCCCUAUCAAAGUACCAUACAACAUAACAAUGCAAGUGAAAAUUCCUGGAAAGAGUUAUCUGAACCAAUGGAGUUAGAUUCCAUAGCAAAGAAAAAGCUUUCUUCCGAAACCUUUGAAGAAAAACCAGUAUUUGUAACUUCAGGUUCUUCUCCCGAUAAAGUGACACUUUUUGAAAAAACAGAGAAAUUGGUAGAGGCGAUAAAUACUAAGCCACCGAUUGAUGUAGAUGAAGAACUUAUUGAUGAGGGUCUGCUACAGGAGAGUGACUGCACUCCUGAGGGAAAGAAGUCUCCAUGGAAAGAAGAGGACCAGUCAUAUGUCUCAAUGGUUGAAAGAGAAUUGGAAGAAAACACAAACACCAACUGUAUUAAAACAGUUGAAGUCUUUGCUGGCCGUACUUUGGAUUCCACUUCUAAUGAGAGGAGUGAUACUGAUUGCCAGGAACUGAAAACCACUUGCUCAGUAGUGGAUGAUACAACACUGGGGGGGGAGCAGUAUGAUCAGUCAACUAGUAGCGACAAUACGUUUUAUGAAAAGACAGAUGAAGAUAACGUUGAAAGCAAAGAGAAGAUGAAAAUACCUGGAGAGAGACAUGACUUAGGAACAGCCAUUAAUGAUGGUAUAUUUGAACAAGAGACAAAUCUAGAAAAGGAAGAUCUAGAUAAAGAGAUGGAGAUUGUGGCAAAUGUAUGUGGUGAACAAACAAAUCUUAAUCACAGCAGCAUUACUGAAGAACCCACCAACAGGCUGAAAAGAAAUACAGCAUAUUACUCUUCAGACUUAGAGGAAGGAAAAGCAAAUGAUCUUUCUCCAUUAUGCUUAUCCAAACUUACUUCUCUAGUAGCAGAAAGAAGCUUGAACUUUAAUGAUUAUUCCUGUUCGCAAAUACAAUCCCCUUACUAUGAGACUAAAAGGGACAUGGAAAACAUUCCAGAACCUCUGAAUGAUUACAGCUUGCCUCAGAAGGACACCAGGAAUGAAGAAGAUAUGAAGUUGAAUGAUGAAAAGAGAGUUGAGGCAGUAAACCAUAAAUGGAGUGUAAAAUCAGUUACAGUGGACAACGAAUUUAAGCACAGUGAUGCAUGUUGCAGUGAGUUUGAUUUAGGAACAUUGAAUAAUUGCCAAGAGGAAAAUGAGAAUUUGUCUGUCAGCUCUGCCCAUUUGGCAUUUCAACAGCAAUCUGGUGCAGAUGAUGAACAGCAGGAGACAGAUUCCCAUGCCGUGGAAUUCCAGCAUUUGGACAGUAAAGUAGACUGGAACUCCAAAGAGGAUAUUAUGACACAAUCACUUUAUCCAAAGGACUUCAUCAUAGACAGUGGUAGGAAGAAGCUACGCGAACAAAAUAUGACUACUGAAAUCUUGACACUGACUGGUUUGGAGAGCAGUGAUCAAAGAAGUAUAUACCAAGAGGAAAGUGGAAUCCAACUGCAAACUUCUGAAUUGGACACACGACCAUGCAGUGUAGACAGAAAUGAUUUUGCAGUUGGGAGGCAAGCUCUUACAUUUGAAAAGCCUGAAUCUGCUAAAGAAAAUAUGAAUGAAAACCUCAUAAAGGAAACUGAAACUGACUCAAUCGAAGGGUCUGAGUCAUUCAGUUCUGAGGAGCUGAAUUUCUCAGCUUCAGAAGUUGAAAAGGAAAAGGAAGAAGAUAACAACAUGAGAACAAGAAUUGGAACUGAAAUGCAGUCUGAUGGAAGCAAAAUUCUGAAGGAAAGAGACAUUGUUGUCUCUGAUCCAAACAGUGUCUCUAGCAGCGUUAUUCUACCUGCUGACCUGGACUGCAAACCAAAUAAAGAUCAGCUUGGCAGAGUGAUUGAAACAGCUCAUGUCAAAUCAAUGAUAGGUUCAGAAAAGUCAACAGACUUGAGUUUGGAAGAAAAGAGCUAUUCUCUUUGCAAUGCAGAAUAUGAUCUAAGUGAAGUUAGAAUUGCUGGACCUGAAAAUUGUAGUACAGGUAUGGUAGUUGGUGAAUCCGGUCACUUAGUAAAAAACCCAACACUGAGAGAAGAAAAAACAGAGAACCAAACAACUGCAGACUGUAAUCUUGAGCCCGUAUGUUUGUAUAGUUCUAUAGAAUUUCCUUGCGUACCAGAAAGCCAGAGAGAAAUGGAAGCAGUGAAAGGCUAUGCACAGGUUGAUUUGAAUAAGGGAGAUGCACAUUGUUCAGGUGAACUUGUAGGAAAUGUUGAUUCUAAUUCUGUCCAAGGCAGAAAAAAUCUAGAGGAGAAUCUGGAGCCUAAGAAUAGCUUGCUGGAUGAUUGCAGUAAAGAAUUAGAUGUGGAGACACCAUCUAUAUCUUUUGGAGCCCUAAAAUCUGUUAAGGGCUCUCCGGUAAACGAAAUGCUGACCAGUCUCUGUGCAGAAAAAGAUGACAUUAAUCAGAAAACAGAAACAGACGAACUGGUAUAUAUGCAGCAAGAAAGCCAAGACUGUGAAUCCCUGAAAUCCCAAGCAAACCUAUGCCAGCCCACAGAAUGUGCAAAUGUUUCUGAAGGCAGUAAUGAAGGUUUAAAUGUUUCAGAGUCUACAUUUAUGAACAGGAUGGGCACUUCUAAAGAGCAGAAUAAAGCUCAGAAUAAAAAGACAGACAAAACCAAUUAUUUCAGAGCACCGAAAAGACACAUCGAUAGAGACAAAUAUUCUGAAACUUCACUUUCUGAAGAUGAGCAGUGCUCCCAAAAGAGAAUCUGCCCUUUGAGGUCUCUUGCCAUGCAGGAGUCUGUAUCUGACCUGCCUAGUCCAAAUGUAGCCUUAUUUUCCACUCCCACUGAUGUGAAUGAGAAAACUCUUCAGCGCCUUAAUGAAGUGGAGAAGGAAAAUAGUAAAAAUAUUGCACGCUUGGUGAGAGAAUUUUUUAAAAAAAGAAAUGACUCUGAGAACUUGGUAAAUGAAAACCCCAAACCUGAAAUGUCUGUGCCGCCUAUUGAAAGCAAAGUAGAAGACGACAGUAACUGUACGUGUGUAGGUGAAAUAGACAGUGAUGGCUGGACAAGGAGAGAUGGAAGCAAUUUACGUCUGUUGUCAAGUAUUGACCCUCCGGUAAAUGGAAACCAGUCAGUGAAAUUAAUAUCUGAGUCCCAGAGUCUCCCCCUUGAAAGUCAGUUCAGGGUUAGUGAACUUGCUGCCAGUUCAGCAGAUUCACAGACUGGUGUACUAGAAAAAGACGCAAGUCAAGUUCCAGAAAGCCCAAGUGCAGAUUCCCUGUCUGAAGAGGAACAGUUUCAGUCAAGGGUGUGUUUAGCCUUAGAUAGUAAAUAUUUUUCUGCUAAAUCGCCCCUGACAUCCCCUGACGUAGCUUCUGAACAGAGCACCAAAGCAUCCGGUUUGGACUUCAUAUUCUCUGACUUAUCGAAUAGCUCGGUUGAAGGUGAUCAUCAUUUGCUUACCCAAAAAGUAAAUAGCAGGAUUUCUAGUGGAGCAGGUGAUGGGCUCCCCACAGGUGUUUGCAGUGACAGUUGCGAUGUAGCUGGUAUUGACACAGUGUCAGGUUUUUCAUGCAACUCCUUAGACGCCUCAGCUGCGCAUUGGAGCAGAGACACAACUAUAUCUUCAGAUCUUGUGGCAGCAGCUAGAGAAAGCAGCCAGUGUGUUGCAAGCGAGUGGCCACAGAAGUUGGAGUCAGAAGACCAUGUUGAAAGCAUCACAGACAGAAAUGAGCUGGCAAUACUGCACGAGGCUGAGGGAGCGCUCGAUGGUGACAGAACACCUAGUCUAGAAGAUUUAUCCAUUCCUGCGUCCCAUGUGACUUCACUAACUGGAGCCAGUCCUAGUUCACCGAAGAGCAUCUUCAAGGUAGAAAGUGAUGCAGACCAGCACGAAGCCCCUGAAUUUUGCACUCACAGCAACACGCAACAUGGCGAAAUCUUCGGUCUUCAGACAAAAUCCACACGCUCUCCCUGCCAAGUUUCUCCAGGGUCUGCCAAUGAGGAACCAGCACCAAAUCAGAAGGAAAUUGGCGCUCCUGACACUACAGGAUCAUCCAGCGCUUCUCAGACAAGUCUCACUGACCUUGCCCAAACGCCCUCCAUGCCUGUCACUUCUGAUCACCUCAGAGAGUGUCCUGCAGCUCGCUCUCCAGUAACCUCAGCUCUGCACAAACGUCGUGCCUCAGAAACUGCAGACUGCUCUCUGCCAGGCUGUUCAUCUCAGCCACGGUCUGUAGCAAAUCUUCCGAUUCAAGACCGGAUCCCCUCUCCUUGCACCUUUGAGGCACGCAGGUUCAGCCGACCAGCUUCAGAACGAGCUUGCUCCUCCGACGAGGAAGCGGCCUGUCACUCCAAGGGUUUUGCUGCUGAUAUGGAGGAAUUUCCAUCCACGGCUACAGAGAGUUUGAAGGCUGUUGCCCUCUUGUCUAGAACCAAAACUCUGGGCAGUUUCUCUGCCGCUGAAAACGCUGCUCCCAAAGCAAGUUCCAGCAGUUCAGAUGGAAUGGAGAGUGAGGCCCGGAGUGCCUGGGCUUCGUCGGAGGGCGACAUUGAGUUCCAGCUGAGCCAGUGUCAGACGGUGCUUGGCGAGAUUUCGCAGGCUCUCCGGGCAGUGGAGGGCAUUGACGAAGCGCACAUGAAUGAAUGGAGAGACCAGAUUGAAACGUUGCAGAAAGAUACAAAAAUGCCCAAGACCUACAUUGCAGUCGUGGGAAACACUGGAGCAGGGAAAAGCAGCUUGUUAAACGCCUUGCUGGAUGAGGAAGCCGUGCUGCCUACUUCUGCCAUGAGAGCCUGCACUGCUGUGGUGGUGGAGAUCUCCAGGAACGCUGGGAAGAGUCUGUAUGAAGCGGAUGUGGAGUUUCUUUCUAAAGAAGAGUGGGACAAUGAGCUGAAAGCACUCCUAGAAGAUAUGAAAGACAAAUCUGGCAACUUAAAGAAGCGAUGCCCAGAUCGCAAGACUGAAGCGGGCGCUGCCUAUAGCCGUGUGAAAGCUGUUUAUGGGAUGAUAGCAGAACUUCCAAAGCUGAAGGAGAUGAAGGAGGUGACCCAGCAUCUUGGGACAGUAAAACACAUCUCUGCGGAGAAGGCAUCAGAUUUCCGCACAAAAAUAGAGAAAUUCAUUGACUCUCGGACUGACAACUUACGUGACAUGAAAGGUGGAGAAUUUUGGCCUAUUGUUAAAUGUGUCAAGAUCUGUGUUCCUGGUGCUGAUGUCUUAAAGACUGGGGCAGUGCUGGUGGAUUUGCCUGGAAUAAGAGAUUCCAAUGCUGCCAGGGAUAAUGCUGCCAAAGAGUACUUAAAGAACUGCAAUGCGGUGUGGGUAGUCGCCAGCAUCACCAGAGCAGUGGAUGACAAGACUGCCAAAGAGAUGUUGAGUGCGAACCUGCGGAGGCAGCUGCUCAUGGAUGGUCAGUUUGGGAGUCUAGCUUUUGUUUGUACUAAGACUGAUGACUUCAACGUUACGGAAAUAAUGAGUGAUCUGGACCUGAGAGGUGAAAUCCAGCCCAUAGAAAGGUCACUGGGAGAGCUGGAGAAUCAGCGGGUGCAAAUGGAAUUGGAAAAGGACUCCCUGUAUUUUCAAUUCCAUACCGUAGCGUAUCUGUGCGUGCGCUGUCCUUUUAUGCAGCGACUCUCUGUGUGUGCGGCCUGA